Messenger RNA from Cucurbitaria berberidis CBS 394.84, 1359 nucleotides. RefSeq lists its product as uncharacterized. Gene Ontology annotation, biological process: transcription by RNA polymerase II. Gene Ontology annotation, cellular component: nucleus. The transcript has a single exon. Bases 1 to 1359 code for a protein of 452 amino acids. The record is from RefSeq and is a predicted model, not a curated record. Lineage: Eukaryota; Fungi; Ascomycota; Dothideomycetes; Pleosporales; Cucurbitariaceae.
AUGGACUUCAAGAAAGGAGAACGUGUAUUUCUCAACUUCGAUACCGGUGCAGUCGAGAAGACCGAUCCAGAGCCAGAUCAUGAGCCUCCAGUCCCUACAUUUCCCACUUUUGUGGGCGACAUACUGGAGCGCAAUUCAUCCACAACUAAUCCGCCAGUCGCACCCUCACUCAAAGCAAAUGUAAAUGGAUUUCCAGCGCACAGGAAGCGUGUACCAAGAGUGUCAGCUUUCAAACAGCAGCGCGCCGCAAAGGAACAACAUUCUGCUGCAGCGCAGACAGCGCAACAUGCGCCCCGCUCUGGCUUUGAUCCGAACGAAGAGAAGAGGGCCAUAGACGAAGAGAACAGGCGAACAUUGGCGGCCAUGUCCGACCAAGAGAUCGAAGAGGAGCGACAGGAACUCAUGUCGAACCUCAGUCCCGCCUUGCUACAGAAACUACUCAUGAGAUCGAACAUUGACGAGGGGAGCAAUGAACGAGAUCUAUAUCCCGAGUUAGAAACUGCUCCUCACCCGACUGACAACGUCAAAGCAGUUCCAGUACUAGAAUCAAAGCCUUCAAGCACCAAGAAGGUAUCCUUUGCCGCCCCCGAACCUGAGCACGAAGCGCCUCCGCCGCAACUAUCAACCGCACAACCUCCCUCAGACACCAUGCCGCACCAAGAAUCCGACUCAAUACACUUUCCCGACCCACCACAACCUCCUGAACUCGACCCUAAUGACCCUUCCUUCCUCAAGAAUCUCCACGACAAAUACUUCCCAAGCCUACCCUAUAAUCCCAGCGAACUUUCCUGGAUGGCGCCCAUCGAUCCUUCCGACAAGUCGUCCCCCUACCAUCCCUCGCAAACAGGGUUGAACGCAACUGAGUUGCGUUUCGACUUCAGGGGCGCCCUCCUGGCGCCCAGCGUCGCGCGAGAUAUCCCGAGUGACCGGGGCCUACACAAUCAUGCCGAUGCGCCAGAGGCGGCAGGGUACACUAUCCCGGAACUAGCGGUGCUGGCGAGGAGCAAAGUUGCUGCGCAGCGCUGCAUGGCAUAUCAAACACUUGGCCGUAUUCUUUAUCGCUUAGGACAAGGCGAGUUUGGCGUUGAGAGAGCGAGGCAGGAUACUGAUGGGCCGGCCAAUAUUGCGAAGAACCCAGAGGUGGCGGAGGAUGAAGAGGAUGAUGACGAGUAUGAAGAGGAAGAUGUGGGUAGUGCUAUGGCGGCGGGCUUGUGGAGUUGUAUCGAAGAGGGGAGAGUGGUUGAGACGAUGACCGAGGAGGCGAAUAGGACCAAAGGGCAUCUUACUGCAAGGACUUUUGCGCAGGAAGCACUUUGGAACUGGCGGAGAGGUGGUGGACGGAAGAGACACGCUGUCUGA